Hordeum vulgare subsp. vulgare (domesticated barley) is the source of this 1282-nucleotide messenger RNA. RefSeq names its product auxin-responsive protein SAUR36-like. The coding region runs from base 613 to 1071 and encodes 152 amino acids. Gene Ontology annotation, biological process: response to auxin. The record is from RefSeq and is a predicted model, not a curated record. The transcript has a single exon. Lineage: Eukaryota; Viridiplantae; Streptophyta; Magnoliopsida; Poales; Poaceae.
UCUCAAUGAUCUAGUACAUCGGAAUUGUACUAAAUCAGAGAUACUUAAUAUGGAACGGAGAGAGUAGUUAGCUAGGUGUGUGGAGCAUUGAAGGUAUUUUAUCUUCUUGUUGCAUGAGCGACUCUCACACUACAAAUCUCCUUCUCAGGGUACAUUUCGUUAAGGUAUGAUUAAUCAAGCACCCAAAAUGAUUAGUAUGUAUAUGAUUGCGCAAUCACAAACAGAAAUGGGCCCAAUUUACAUAUAACUCAUAUGCUGCUUAUACUAUUUGCCAGUGAAACAUAUCGGUAUGGCAGAUGUCGAAGCAUACCCAAAGACUAUGCUUGUUCUGUCCAACAAGUGGCAAACUCAUGGCCCCAGACAAAUCAAAUCAAGAAUCACAUUGCACUCUUGCAGUUAGCAUUGCAUGUUCUGUGUUCAUGGCCAUGUCCCUUGCCAACCUGUCAUGAUAGCUGCACCUAAGCUGCAUUGUCCUCUUUACUUUCUCCGUCACCCCUAUAAAUCCCUCAGAUUAGCACCACCACCAGCAGCAGCAUAUCAAGUUCAUUCAGAAGCCAAAGCAGCAUUACUACACCUAGCCAAGAAAGAAGUACAAGGAGGAGCAAGACAAGCAUGGUUAGUGCCAAGAGACUUGCUCAGAUGGCAAAGAAGUGGCAGAGGAUGGCAGCCCUGGGGAGGAAGAGGCUCACCCGGACCACGACGGCCGCGAAAGGAGUAUCCAAUGACGAGUGCUGCGCGACAUGGCCAUCGGUGGCGAUGAAAGGCCACUGCAUGGUGUACACCAUAGACGGGGCACGGUUCGAGGUGCCGCUGGCAUACCUCGGCACGCCCAUCUUGAGCGAGCUCCUGACGAUGUCCCAGGAGGAGUUCGGCUUUGCAGGCGGCGAUGACGGGAGGAUCGUGCUGCCCUGUGAUGCAGCGGUCAUGGAGUACGCCAUGUGCUUGCUCCGGAGAGAUGCCUCCACGGAAGUCAUGAAGGCAUUCACGAGCUCCGUCGCGAGGCCAUGCAGCAGCUUUGAAGGUGGUGUGGUGGGCGUAGGGCCUAACCAGCAAGUACUAGCUGUUUGUUAGCUUCUGCAGAACAGCUGCCGUAGUGUCCAUCUUUAGCCCGCUUCUGUUUGUUGCGUGGUGUGAAUAUACAGUUGCAAGCGGUAGGCUGGACUAUAGGAUAGUAAUGAAGAUUACCUUGCAUAGCACAGUCGACAUUUGUAAUUCCAAUAGAUAGCCAAGGGUAUAAACGCACACAUAUCUUUUUGACAAGAGGUACUACCAAUGUGCAUCA